Adineta ricciae is the source of this 858-nucleotide messenger RNA. NCBI's taxonomy places the organism in Eukaryota, Metazoa, Rotifera, Eurotatoria, Adinetida, Adinetidae. The record is from the annotation of a GenBank genome assembly.
AUGACUUUUCCACAACUAUUUUCUCACAUCGAUGGCAUUGAAGCAAUACUAAUACGUGAUAAGGAUGGUGUACCUGUACUGAAACUACCGACCAAUGAAGCUGUCGAUCAACUGGAUUUGCAAACGCUGAUUCCAUCAGCACACAUCUUACAAGAUCAAAGUUCACGAAUGAAUUUGAAACAACUGAAAACUGUUGUGACAUACUGGUCAGCUCGUCAAAUAAUCACUUACAAUGUUCCGCCGUUAGUAAUUAUCGUUGCAGCCGAUACGAAUCCUGUAUCAAUAUCAACAUUAAAUCCAACAACGCUACCAACAGUUGUACACCAAGAUGGGCAAUUUUACUAUGCAGAAGGAGAUAUUUAUGAUGAUCAAGAUGGGCUGAGUGAUGAUUCAGCUGCAUCAGCCGUUUCCGAUCCAAAUUUAUAUAAUUUAACAACAAGCGGAAACAAUGAAGGACAUAGCGAUCAAGUUGAAGACGGACAUUCCUAUGCAGAUGAUGAUGAUGAUGGUGAUGACACGGAUGAACUUGUCUAUGGAAAUUCCAUGUCCGUUCAUCGUUCUGGAUCGAAAAAUGCUGUAACCGAUCUAAACAAAGAUAAAAUCAUUGUAAAUCCGUCAACAAUACGACCAUCUUUCAUCUCAUCCGAUGUAUGGCAAGAACUAUUCAAUAAGCCAGCUAUCGUUGUCGGUGUCGUCGGUGGGAUCGUCAUCGGAAUGCUAUCCGCUAUUCUUUUAAUUAUGUUCAUUGUUUAUCGAAUGCGAAAGAAAGACGAAGGUUCAUAUGCUCUAGAAGAAGGACCAAGAAAAUCACCGUCACAUGCAUAUACACGCGUAUCAUCAAGAGAAUUUUUUGCUUAA